This is a messenger RNA of Anopheles darlingi, 2571 nucleotides long. Its product is annotated as protein eva-1. The coding region runs from base 788 to 2563 and encodes 591 amino acids. Gene Ontology annotation, molecular function: carbohydrate binding. The transcript is spliced from 12 exons. Lineage: Eukaryota; Metazoa; Arthropoda; Insecta; Diptera; Culicidae. The record is from RefSeq and is a predicted model, not a curated record.
GUUCGACGGUACGGUCGUGCUCGUGGAGUGAGUCGUGAGUCACGGAGGCGCCAAGUGUCGUGGAAUCCGUCGAGGACGUCGUCGGAACGGAUCACGUACAGAAGAGGUCGAGGACGGUGGAGUGUCGUGUGGCAAAAGCCCGGGCUCGUGCCAGCAUACACACACAUACACAGACAGAGAGUAAGACUUUCCUGGUGUUAAUGAUGAUGGCCAGUGGUGGUAGCGGUUGUGUUGGUGCUGCUGAUGGUGAUGCUGCGGUGAAAUGUGGUGUUCAGGGAAACGUGCGCUACGUUAGCUUUUACGGUGCAUUGCUCCGUCGUGUGUCAGGUGACGCAGCAGAAGCGCAGAACCAACAGGAAGGUCAGCGCCGUCCGAUUCCGAUGGUAAUUGCUUAAUAAGUGGCGUUCGAAUAGGUGUUUUUUGGAUGGAAACGAAAGUAAACGCAAGUUAAUCCAAGUGCACAAGUGCGGUUCGAGUGUGCGCUCAAGUGUUUCGUGUGUGUGUGCGUGUGUGCGUGUUCACGUCGUUGUAAGUGCGGUUUUUGUGUCUCAGUGUUUGCUCGAUCGUAGUAGCCAUUGUAACUCCGUGCUGGUUCCGUGGCUCCCGUGGUUGAUAGAAGCCGAGCGUGUUAGUGUUCGUGUUGUUAGUUGGUCAAGUGUCCUGUUGACCACCCCCUCCCCGCUUCUAAAAUAACCGCUAUCAGUUGGCGUGGGGAAAGGGUUUUCGGUUUUGUUUUGAAUUUAGCAUAAUUCCGCUGCCGCAACCGAACGAUCCGAGAGCAAUCGGGAUGGAACUGCGGCAGCACCGAUCGAUGCACCAGAGAGUCCUUCGAUGGAUUGCCGUCGUCGUCGCGAUGCUGAUCAUCACGCCGUCCGUGCUGCGUGCCGAACCCGACACACAGAUAUUCCGAGUGGAUCCACUAGCAUUGCUGUCGGGGACGCUACGCACAUAUCAACGAGCCGGAUGUGAUCGGGAGUUCGUCACGUUAAGCUGUCCCCGAGGAACGAGCAUCUCGAUCGAGAUAGCACAGUACGGACGCAGUGGUGAUGCAAACCUCUGUCCAGCGAGCACGGAAGAUGCACUGGACAUUAGUAUACCGGGCACGGAGAUAGAAAUAAAGGCCCCGGAGAGCUGCACCUGGCCGAACGCCCUUCAGUACUCACUGCUGCAGACGGUUGUGGAAGCGUGCCAAAAGAAGAGCCACUGCAAAUUUCUCGCUUCGCCGAAAACAUUCGGCGGCGAUCCGUGUCCCGGGCAGCGAAAGUUCGUCGAGGUGGCCUACAAGUGCCGACCGUACGAGUUCCGGAGUAAAAUCGCCUGUGAAAACGAUGUAAUUCAAUUAAUUUGCAACCCGUACUCCCGGAUAGCGAUCUACAGUGCGAACUAUGGUCGAACCGAGUACGAGAGUCUCCAGUGCGCCCAGCCGCAAGGUGUCAAGGAGGAAAAUUGUCUCGCUUCGUACGCCACGGAAACGGUGAUGCAAAAGUGUCACGGCCGGCGCAAAUGCACCCUCUCCGCCGAUAGCACCACCUUCGGUAAACCGUGCCGGCCCGACUCUCGAAUGUAUCUGAAAGUUGUUUACACAUGCGUGCCUAGAAAGGUGCUAAAGGAUCGGUUUGAGGCCGCACCGGAACCGGAUGAACCACUUCAGAGCGACCUCGACCAGGAUCAGGACGAGCUGUACGAUGAGGAUCAGUUCUUCCGCGAAUCCGAUGCAGCACCGCCCGGUCCGGCACCGAAGCUGCAAGGUGGACCAACGAAUGGUCGCGUCUCGGAUGUACCGAUCUUUGCCGGUGCUCCUACCAGCACCGUCCCGUCACCACCGCGCUCGAUUCAGGACAUUAUGGACGAUGGCGAAUUCCCGUUCGGAGAAAAUCAGGAGAAAUUCUAUCUCUAUCUCAUCGUGGCGGUAACGGUCGCCAUACUGCUCUGUAUUUCGAUCGUGAUCGGCCGGCUGGUGGUGCAGCGGCGCCGCACCGUCAAGGAGGACGAUAAAUUCCAGACGUCGAACACGGGCGAAACGACGCUCCCGAACGGCUUCACCGAUGACAUAUCGGAAAUCGAUGCAGACAUCGAUCUACAGACGCCGCUCCCGGUGCCGAGCGUGUCACGAAGCGACAGCUACGGACCUUACACGCCGUCACCGGGACCGUACGGGAACCUGGGACCGUCCAACAUUUCACACACCUCCACCACGAUGCUGGUGCCACCGUGCUCGAUGAGUGCCAUCAUGAGCACCUCGCAGCCACCGCCCGGCUACAUGAGCGGUCCAAUCAACAUCAUGCCAUCGCAGCUGGGCUCCAGUAUAGGUGCGAUACGGACACCGCUGGCCGCCAUGACGACUCUGCCGAGACCACAGCACAACCAGGGCCAAGGGUUGCUGCAGCAGCAGCAGCAGCAGCAGCAUCAACAGCAACUACCGCCCGGAUUUCUGGGCAGCAUCGGUGCCGGCUCGAUCCUCGGUACCCAAACCCUGCGACGGUUAUCCGGUGACCACGAGGGUGGCAACACACCGCGCAGUCUCAGCAGAGGAGCGACCAACGCGCAGUACUACUACGGAUGACAUCCGGU